Molecule: messenger RNA, 1189 nt
Organism: Anopheles bellator
Lineage: Eukaryota; Metazoa; Arthropoda; Insecta; Diptera; Culicidae
Gene: Galt
Product: probable galactose-1-phosphate uridylyltransferase
Exons: 3
Coding region: 12-1082 (356 amino acids)
Biological process (GO): beta-D-galactose catabolic process via UDP-galactose, Leloir pathway
Cellular component (GO): cytoplasm
Molecular function (GO): zinc ion binding; UDP-glucose:hexose-1-phosphate uridylyltransferase activity
Source: RefSeq, a predicted model, not a curated record
UUUGCAGUGAAAUGUUCGACCCGACUGAUCACCAGCAUCGGCGCUUCAACCCGCUCAGCGGCCAGUGGGUGCUGGUUAGUCCGCAUCGCAUGAAGCGGCCUUGGGCGGGUCAGGAAGAAACACCGCCACCGGACGACCAGCCAGAGUUUGACCCGACCAAUCCGCUGUGUCCCGGAGUGACCCGCGCGAAUGGAACCAAAAACCCCAUCUACACUUCGACGUUCGUGUUUACGAACGACUUUCCGGCCCUGCUGGAGGACGUUCCCGAGCCGGCACCGAGCGAUGAUCCACUGUUCCAGGUUGCGCCGGCCCGGGGAACCUGCCGGGUGAUGUGUUUCCACCCGAAAUCGAACAAAACGCUCCCCCUGAUGGCACCCAAGGAGAUACGGAACGUGAUCGAUGCCUGGAUAGCCGAGUACCGGACGCUGGCGCAGCGCUACUGCUGGGUGCAGAUCUUCGAGAAUAAGGGCGCCACGAUGGGCUGCUCGAAUCCACAUCCGCACUGUCAGAUAUGGGCGUGCUCGUUUCUGCCGAACGAGCCGCAGUUGAAGGAUGAGAAGCUGCGCGAAUACUACGCCAAACACGGAACCGCGCUACUGGACGAUUACGUGAAGCAGGAAGUGGCCAAGAGGGAGCGUGUGGUCAUCGAAAACCCGGACUGGCUGGUGGUGGUUCCGUUCUGGGCCGUGUGGCCGUUCGAAACGAUGAUUAUCUCGCGCAACGGCAACAAACGCAUCUCCGAUCUGACGCUGCAGCAGAUCAACAAUCUGGCGAUCGUGAUCAAGGAGCUGACGAUCAAGUACGACAAUCUGUUCAAGUGCCCCUUCCCGUACAGCAUGGGCUGGCACGGUGCCCCGACGGCGGAGCUGGCAUCCGGGGGACACGAGGCGGACCGACACUGGACCCUGCACGCCAUCUACCUUCCGCCACUGCUCCGGUCGUCGACGGUGCGCAAGUUCAUGGUGGGCUUCGAGUUGCUGUGCCAAGCACAACGGGAUCUGACGGCCGAACAGGCAGCCGGCCGACUGCGGGAACUGUCCGGCAAGCGGCACUACAGCGAGCAUAUCGCCGCCCUGCGCUAGAUGCUCGCUUAUCACGUCCGGUUCGCUGCCAGGCUUGGCCUUGCGUUGCGCUUGAUAAGGUCCAGCCAUUCCAACUCGAAUGCCAAUAAAUUGCAUAAUCUUAACGA